CCGCUCUCCGCUCGGGCUUCAGCCGCGCGCAGUGCAGUGCCAGUCAUCGAUGAAUUCAGAAUAAGUAACUAAACGUUAUUUUUGACACACGGCAGCCUGCGCAGCUUGGCUGAAUAGCGAAACAAUUAACAAUUACAUUUUAAUGCUUGAGGCGCGCGCGCACACCGACGCAUUUCAUUUCUGCAGCGCACAAUAAUAAUACAAUACGUGGCGCAAGAAUUGACAGCUGUUCCUGAUAGUUGACUGAUGAUAAGAUCGUCGAGCGCAAAAAGCCAUGCGAUACCGUUAACAGCCAAUUUAUAUGGAGCUCAUUAGCGACGCGUUGAUGCAGACAUUCAUAAUCGACGAUAGUCCGAAGCACUGGCGGUACUCGACAGGACGAAACAUAAUCCCAAUACAACCUAUGUUUGUGUGCGACAAGUGAAAUUAGACAGUGCCUCUGUGCAUCGUCACGCAUACAAGAAGACAAACACUCACACCAACACGCACACGCCCACACGUCAAGUUGCGGCAAAAGUGCAAAAGAAAGGUGCGGCUAUUGUGUGUUAUUUGAUUAUUAUUGCAUUAUCAUCCAGUACAAUAGUCUACGGAGCAGCUCCCGAGCAGACGCUCCGUUUUCUCGAUAACGUGUACAUUUGCAAGACAGGUGUAAAGCGUCAGACAGUUUCCGUGGCAAUUUUUGCUGCUGCAGUAUGACGAUGUUCGCCACGUCGCGAUUGUCAUUCAAAUAAAGAUAAACUUUUGUCGAGUUUUUGAUGUGAAACAUCUUUAUUUCGCCUGCGUGGAUAAGCCUAUUCUUUAAAUCAAGAUGUCUAAUGCAACACCAGGACUAGCUGCUGUUGCGGCUGGUCCUGCAGGUGUCCAGGACAAUUCGGCAAAGCUCUUUGAAUCGCUACAGGCUGAUCUUAAAGUCUUAGCUACAGAGACAAAGAAAAAGUUUCCUCAAAUAAAAGAGGCAUGCGAAGAGAGUAUUAUCAAAUUAAGGCAAGCCUCAUCGAUUAACCAACCGGGACAAGUUUACUAUGUAGUUAAUCAAAUUUUAUAUCCCUUGGUUCAAGGUUGUGAAAGUAAAGAUGUAAAAAUAAGCAAGCUUUGUUUAAAUGUCAUGCAAAGAUUGAUCACGCAACAAGCCAUUGAUCAAAAAGGAGCUAGAUUUAUAACAGAUGCAUUAAAGACACUAAUGGAAGCUGGCAUAGAAGAAGUAAAAGUCUUACAAACUGUAACACUGUUGUUAACUAGUAAUUCACUUGUACAAGGAGAUAAUCUAGCAAGAAAUUUGGUUCUAUGCUUUCGUCUUCACUUCACAAAAGAUUCAACAACUUGCAAUACAGCUGGUGCAACUGUUAGGCAGUUAGUUUCUCUUGUAUUUGAACGAGUUGUGGCAGAAGAUGAACAGUUUUCUGAUCAACCUACUAUAGAUGAGAAUUUAGAAGAAUUGAAAAUACCUACUAGUACUCCACCAAAAGGUUUAAGACCAUGUGCAGCUGAUGCCUUUUUAAUGUUUCAGGAUUUAGUUCAACUAGUCAAUGCUGAUCAACCUUAUUGGUUAACUGGUAUUGUGGAAAUGACCAGAACUUUUGGUUUAGAAUUGCUUGAAUCAGUUUUAACAAAUUUUUCCUCAGUAUUUUUCAAGCAUCCAGAAUUUAGCUUUCUUCUGAAAGAAAGAGUUUGUGCACUUGUCAUUAAAUUAUUUUCACCAAAUAUUAAAUACCGUAAUUCUGUACCAGCUUCAGUACAACAAGCCACUCCACUUGAUAAACCAUACUUUCCAAUAAGUAUGAGACUCUUGAGAGUUGUUUCCAUUUUGAUUCAAAAGUAUCAUUUCUUAUUGGUAACAGAAUGUGAGAUAUUUUUGUCUCUAAUUGUAAAAUUUUUGGAUCCUGACAAACCACCAUGGCAACGAGCUUUAGCCCUGGAAGUUUUGCAUAAAAUGACAGUGCAAGCUAAUUUAUUGACAAGUUUUUGCAACUGCUAUGACUUGAAACCACAUGCCACAAACAUAUUUCAAGAUAUAGUUAAUAGUUUGGGAGCAUAUAUUCAUAGUCUUUUUGUAAAUCCAAAUAUGGUACCAAGUAAUACUGGACAAACUGCACCCAUAGCUCAAGGUACAGCUCCAGCUAUGCUUGCUGGCAUGCCAAUAGGACCUGGAGUAACUCCACAACCAGGUUUCUACUCUAGAGGUAUUUGGUUACCAGUUGUAGUCACAUUUCAAAAUGGACAAACAAAAUCAACAUAUUUAGAAAUGUUGGACAAGGUGGAUCCACCUCAAAUUCCAGAUGGGUAUGGUAUUAGCAUAGCGUACGCUUGCCUAUUAGAUAUUAUACGAUCUAUCGCACUGGCAAUUCAAGGACCAAGAGAUGAUGCCACCUUGCCAGAGCGUCGAUAUGAACCUUCAGAGGCUGAUCGUAAACUUCAUGCUCAAUUGAUAAACUCAAGCUGGUGUGGUUUGUUGGCUGCUUUAAGUCCGCUCAUCGAUGCGAGCACCGAUGAAACAGCCACGGAAAAUGUCCUAAAAGAAAUUCAAACAUUCGCUUCGCUGUGUGGCUUAUUAGAACUCCAGAUUCCAAGAGAUGCUUUUAUCACGGCUAUAUGCAAAGCCUCGCUUCCACCGCACUACGCUCUUACAGUUCUGUACAGUGCACCACAGGGCAUUCCCAGCGGUGCGUCAGCCGUGGCAAAGCAGGCUCCGUCGGCCGGUGAUUCGGCUCAACAGGUUGUUUCAUCCGGUGGUCAGUACAACCCAGCAAAUCUUGCUGAAUCGGAUUACAGACAGCAAGUCGUGGCCGUGGGUACACCUUUGCCUACUGCAUCUUUACCAAUUGGUGCUCAACAAGGUCCGGUGAUGUUGACAGUAAAGAAUUUACAAUGCAUGCGUGCUCUUUUAUUACUCGCACAUUGCCAUGGUAGCAUACUCGGUAGUGCCUGGCAUCUAGUGCUUACGACGUUGCAGCAUCUGGCUUGGAUACUCGGAUUGAAGCCCUCAACUGGAGGAUCGUUAAAAGCCGGCAGAACUGCAGCUGAUUCCAAUGCUAUGCUUACAACGGCUGUCAUGGCAGAUUUACCUGUACUCAGUGCGAUGCUCAGCCGUUUAUUUGAAAGUAGUCAGCAUCUCGACGAUGUUGCUCUGCACCACCUUAUUGAUGCGUUAUGUAAGCUAAGUCAAGAAGCUAUGGAGCUUGCGUACACAAACAGGGAGCCAUCUCUAUUUGCUGUAGCAAAAUUAUUGGAAACUGGUUUAGUUAAUUUACCUAGGGUUGAAGUAUUGUGGCGUCCACUGACGAAUCAUUUACUUGAAGUCUGUCAACAUCCGCACAUUCGAAUGAGAGAGUGGGGCGUAGAAGCUAUUACCUAUUUAGUUAAAGCCGCUCUGCAACACAAGUACGCUCAACCACUACGUGAAAAUCAAAAACUACAAACAUUACUUUUAGGACCAUUGUCUGAACUUUCCUCUGUACGCCAUGCAGAUGUUAGACAAAGACAAUUAGAAUGCGUCUUGCAAAUUCUUCAUGGCGCUGGUGAAACUUUAUUUCAUGGUUGGCCUUUGGUACUUGGAAUAAUUGGAGCUGUGUCCGAUCAUCAUGGAGAGGCUUUAGUGCGUAUAGCGUUUCAAUGUCUGCAGUUGGUUAUAACUGACUUUUUACCCGCUAUGCCUUGGAGAUGUCUUCCACUUUGCGUCGAUACUGCGGCAAAAUUUGGUUCCCAAACUCAAGAACUCAAUAUAUCUCUGACAGCAGUUGGACAAAUGUGGAACAUAAGUGAUUACUUUUAUCACAAUCACGAAAAAAUUUGUGCGUCUUUAAGCGGUGACUCCGCUUCCGUUUUUCCCGAUUUUCCUGGCACAACAAACAUGUCAGCUUUUGACAAACUUUGGAUGUGUUUGUUUGCCAGACUUGGUGAUUUGUGCGUCGAUGAACGACCAGCAGUGCGUAAAUCAGCAAGCCAAACACUUUUUUCGACAAUUUCGGCUCAUGGUAGUCUCUUGCAACAACCUACAUGGCAAGCUGUGCUUUGGCAAGUUCUCUUUCCGUUGCUCGAUAAAGUACGAAGUUUAUCGAGCUCAGCUAGCAAUGAGAAAGUAGACACAUCUGGUAACAUUCUCAUACAUCAUAGUAGAAAUACAGCACAGAAACAAUGGGCUGAAACACAGGUAUUAACGCUUAGCGGUGUUUCGAGAGUCUUUAAUACAAAAAGACAGUUAUUACAAUUGCUGGGUGACUUUCCAAGAGCUUGGUCGUUGUUAUUAGAAUUCGUCGAGAAUUCAGCUCUUAGUAAAAACAACGAGGUAUCUUUAGCUGCUUUGAAAUCAUUCCAAGAAAUCCUGUAUGUACCCAAGAGUAAUGCUGAUAUCAACAAUACUGAUCCUACGCAAUCCGAAGAUUCCGAAGCUUUGUGGACCAUCGCGUGGCGUAUUUGGUUGAGCAUUGGACUAGACAGUACCAAACCGCCUCAAGAAAAUGAAGUCGAACCGUACAUUCCAUCUCAGGCAUUUCUCACGGCACUCGUUCAAAUAUUUCCAACAGUAUUCCAACAUUUCAAAAACAAAUUUACAUCGGCGGAUUUACAAAAAUUGUGCCUCGUAUUGAAAUAUGCUGUCGCAGUACCAGUUCAUGGCGAAUCUACUCCCUACAUUCUACCAACUGUACCAGACGUUGUUCUGACUCAAUUACAAGACGGAGUUCUACAUUCAAUGGAAUUGAUUCAAAAAGAAGCAUUAUCAUCUCAAGAAAAUUUGAAAUUCAUGAUCAGCCCAGUAUUUUUACAAUUGCUUUACUACUCAAAAUUAGCGUGCGAGGCACCAAGCUAUGGCAAAAUUCCUACAAAGCACAUCUCUCAAGUUCGAGGCGUUUCUGCUGAUUGGGUUACAAUGAAUUAUGUGCCUUUUGGAGAAAAAGCUCUCUCGAUGGUCGUUAAUUUGUAUCAAAAAACUGCUAACGAGCCUCCUGUUAUAGAGGCUCAAAUUUUAAAGCACAUUAUUGAAGCUCUCCACGUUCCUCUUGGUAUGAAAUAUGCUUGUCCGUCGCACACAACAUGGAAAUUAGCUGUAACAAGUCUUUUAGCUAUUUUACACAUUGGGUUACCUCUUGCUCGCAAUCAUCCCGAUAGUUUCCAAAGUAUGUGGCAAGAACUCGCUGAUACACUGGAGCACUUUUUGUUCCCUUCAAAUCCGGUGAAUUUGGACCGUGGUAUCGAAGAAAUUCAAGCCGAUGAAGCAGUUGAUUGUCAAGUAAUGGAAUUAUUGAGAGAUGAAGUCUUACCGCAUUCGCAAAAUAUUCCUCAACAAUUUGUUCUAAGAGUUGUUAUGCUUUUGAACAAAGGUUCAAUACAUUCAGCAACUUCAAACAUUGAAAAAUCUGGAGAGCCAAAAUUGCGGGAAGAAUUUGCAAAAACUUGUUUUGAAACGCUUUUGCAGUUCUCGCUAUUGGAUGGUUUGAAUGGUGAUUCGGAGAACAUAAACAGUGAAGCAAUCACGUCAGCACAGCGUGACGAAGGUGGCGUUGCUGGACGUCUCGCGGUCACGGCACUUUUGCAUCGCUUUCAGGAAGUUCUCAAACGUUACGUCGAGGAUGAACGUCGAAGCGGCAAAUGCCCUCUGCCAAGGUACAGGUUGUCAGAAAUAUCGUUUGUCCUUAAAGCUGUGGCUACGCUUGUUGUGUCGCUGAAAAAAGCUCCAGCAAACAAAGUGGAACGAUCAGUCUGGGAGCAGUUGAUAGCUUUGUAUCCUUGUUUGGUUGAAUGUACCGUGACCACUUCUUCAGGAGCAGUUUCCCGCUCUCUUCGUGAGGCCCUUAUGCAAUAUCAUGAUUUGUUGCACCCACCUGGUUGCUGCACAGUAACUAAUUCCACGAAUACUAGCAGCACCAAUUCAAUUAAUAAUAAUGAUGCACCUGCAGCCAACGGUGUCUGACUACUGAGCAAGCGUGCCAGAGGUGACGCCGCUUGAGCACUCGCAGUGAAUGGCUUUUUCUAAUUAUUGUCACGCUUUUUUCUAGAGAAGUGUUUGUUAAAUAAACUGAAUUAAUGCAUUAUAAAUGCAAUUGGUAAAUUCACCGAUAUGGAUGGUGCUAGUUCAUACAAUUUCAUUAGAAGUUGCUAAAUUUCUUUUGCUAAAAAUCGAUAACUUGUUAUGUUUGUAUUGUUAAAUAUCAUAAUAUAUAGAAUUUAAAUCCUUAUAAUAGAUUGUAAUUUUAAGAAUCAAAUCGUGUUCUUAUUGUUAUAGCACCGUGCUACUUUUUAGUGAUAAAAAAUUAUUUUAAAUUAUUGGUUAUCUUACAUUUCAAAUUCUUAUUAUAACAAUCGUGCAUUUAAUUUUUUAUGAUUUAGGUUAACAAAUCCUUUGAUUCAAAACUUAUAUAAGAUAAGUUAAUUUUCAAAUUGUCAAAAACCAUCUGCGCGCAUUGUUAAAUUAUUAUAUUAUCAACGCAAUGAUUUUAAUAAGCAUUUCAUUUUAUUUCUAGUUGAAAGUCAAUGAUAAAUGAGUGUAAAUAAAAAGAAAAAUUGUCAGCAUAUAGUUCCGUACUUGUUUAAGUUUUUCAUUAUUAGGAACUAAAUGAAUAUAUUCAAAUACGAUUUUUUUAUAAUACAUUGUACAUACUCAAAAGAAAAAAACAAUUUCCUUCGACAAAUCAUUAGUUUGAGCAUUGUCGGUAGAAAAUUUUAUAAAUUUUAAAAAA
This is a messenger RNA of Trichogramma pretiosum, 6671 nucleotides long. It is a transcript of the gene mon2, whose product is annotated as protein MON2 homolog. Lineage: Eukaryota; Metazoa; Arthropoda; Insecta; Hymenoptera; Trichogrammatidae. The record is from RefSeq and is a predicted model, not a curated record. The coding region runs from base 809 to 5905 and encodes 1698 amino acids. The transcript is spliced from 23 exons.